Molecule: messenger RNA, 1145 nt
Organism: Xenopus tropicalis (tropical clawed frog)
Lineage: Eukaryota; Metazoa; Chordata; Amphibia; Anura; Pipidae
Product: flap endonuclease GEN homolog 1-like
Exons: 5
Coding region: 239-805 (188 amino acids)
Molecular function (GO): nuclease activity
Source: RefSeq, a predicted model, not a curated record
UUGUUGUCGAAUUGUAAGGCUGACUUAAAUUCAAUCGAGUCUGGCGGGAUCGGGAUAAUAACAGAGAGAGUAAAAUCGGCAGGGAUUACGUUUUUGGUUUUCCGUUUCUCUUAUGAAAGCUGCGUAGGGCGAUCAGUGCUGGGCUGAAUGUGAAAUGAGAGUGUAAUUCUGAAAGUACAACGAAAUUAAAGUUUAGAACGGGGCAGAAAAGCUAAAGAGCUGACACUGAGGCAGUAGCAUGGGAGUCACUGAUCUGUGGUCCAUCCUGGGGCCAGUGAAGAAGCACGUGCCCUUAGAGAGCCUCGCUGGGAAAACGCUGGCCGUUGAUCUGAGUAUCUGGGUGUGUGAAGCACAAAUGGUAAAACAGAUGAUCGGAGUGGUCCACAAACCCCAUCUCAGGAAUCUGUUCUUCUGCAUCUCUUCGCUGAAUCUAUUGGGAGUGAAGCUUGUCUUUGUUUCGGAGGGUGAAGCCCCAAAGAUUAAAGCUGAAACCAUGAGCAAGAGGAAUGAGAUGCGCUACGGGCCUUCUGCCAGUGCUGCACCGCCCAAAGCAGGAAGGUCCUAUUUUAAGUCUGUUUUAAAGGAGUGCCUGCUGAUGCUGGAGUGUUUGGGCAUCCCAUGGGUACAAGCAGCUGGGGAAGCCGAGGCCAUGUGUGCCUACCUGAAUGCCCAUGGCUACGUGGAUGGAUGCAUUACCAACGAUGGCGAUGUCUUCUUGUAUGGAGCCCAGACGGUUUAUCGGAAUUUCACUAUGAAUGUGAAGCAUUGUAAAGACAAGAAUCAGGAGUGGAAGCCCUUGCUUUGAAAUCGAGUGGGUGAAACCAGGUAUGGUCUCCAAUGUUUAUGCCACGGUGGAUGGGGGAGUAAGUAGAUGUUAAUGCCAGGGAUACCCAAUUGGGCUCUGAUACUGCUGUGGAGUAAGACACAAGGGCCAUGGUUGGAGCUUUUUGGCUAAGAUCUUGCCAUUGUAGUUUAGCAACUGCUGAAGACUUAGGUAUUAGAGAUUUCUAGGGUGUGUUGAGAGUUGUAGUUUAGAAACACACUUUGGCUUAUCAGCUGCUCCUCUGGUUCACUGAAACAUUCCCAGCACACAAAAAAAAUCCAAUUGUAUCCCCCCCCCCAAUUAUUGCUACCCCUUAUUAGGG